AAUAGAAUAAAACUGUAUAGAAUAUAAGCAUUGGUAUGAAGCGAUUGUUUGAAUUAUGUCAUCGUUAUUCCUUUCUUAUACGGAAAUCACACCAGACGAUUGUGAUAAGAAGCGAUAAUAUUUUCACGACAAUAAGGCAAAAUAAUUCUGAUUAUCACCAAAACGAAAGUUCCACAAAUGACACGAACACUCAUGACCAUGAAGAAACAAGAAAGUUUUCGGAUUUAUCUAGCAAUUGGUGGGAUAUAAACGGUCCAAUGAAAGCACUGCAUUCAAUGAAUAAAGUACGAGUACCUUUCAUAAGAGAUUGUUUGAUCUAUGAAGGAUAUGGAAAUGGAGAAAUAUAUACAGACAAACCUUUGAAAGGUAUUGAUAUACUUGAUGUUGGAUGUGGCGGUGGUAUUCUUACUGAGCCUUUAGCAAGAUUAGGAGCCGACGUUGUAGGAAUAGAUGCAUCAGAGGAACUGAUUGAAAUUGCGAAAAAACAUAGACUUCCAGAACUAGAAAACUUGCAAUAUCUCAAUGCAUUGGUGGAAGAUAUAGCUUUAGUGGGAUCUUUAAAAUUUGAUGCUGUUGUGGCGUCAGAAGUUAUCGAACAUGUUUCAAAUCCACAUUCAUUUAUACAAACUUGCUCGAGUGUACUCAAACCAAAAGGGUCCAUGGUGAUCAGUACUAUAAAUAAAACUUUACAAUCAUAUCUUCUUGCCGUCAACUUCGCUGAGCGAGUUUUGCAAGUUGUACCACGGGGUGCUCAUGACUGGAAUAAAUUUAUAGCGCCAGAAGAAGUUAUCGAAUAUUUAGAUCAUUGUGAUUGCUCUUUUAGAAAAAUUCAUGGUAUGCUAUAUAACCCGUUUUGUGAUGAUUGGUCGUUUGUUAGUAGUACCAAUAUGAAUUAUAUUAUUCAUGCUGUUAAAAGACAAGAUAUUGACAAUGACCAAGAUAAUGAUAUAGAUUGAGUAAAAUAAAUUUCUGGGUCUUACAAUAAUGAUUAAUAAUUCUGUUUUUUUGUUGUUCAUUUUCUUUUAUAUCAUAUGAUUUGAUAUACUUUUGGUAAAGAAAUGGAAAUGAAUUGGACACUAUUUUAUCACAGUGGAACUAAAUGAGAUUUGUCACCUUUCAAGAUUUUGGGAAAUCACAUUUUCGUAAAUUAUAGAUCUAUGCAGCCAAACCCAAAAAGGACGUGAAACAUUCACUAAAACUAAAACAGGUACAGCUUUAAUACCCAGACCAAAACAUGGACGGUGGUCCAUAAUGACAGAAUCCCAAAAAGACAAUUUUAAAAAAAUGUGAUAUAAGCUACUUUGGUUUUACAGUGGUGAAUUUUUCUAAUGUCCAACUUAAGGCCUAAUUUUACUUCAAAGUUCGAAAUAUUAUAUUUUUCUGUGUACUGGCUUUUAUUAAUAACAAGCUAUGUAAUGUUCUGGAAUAGAGAAUUCAGAGUUGAUAUACAAGAAUGAUUGUGUGUAACAUAUCUGUUAUUAAAAAGUAGAAUCAUAAAAUUUUAUUUUCGCAUUCACAAAUACUCAAUAUUCUUUGGCUUAAUCUGCAUCUUGAACAAAAUGUGAUGGCAUCCAAUUUCUAUUGUUUUCUACAGAUAAUUAUCACCACCUUAUUAAUAGUUUAAAUACUAUUGUGAAUGUAUGCUUCUAUAGUGGGAAGAAUUUUUAUUAUUUCAAAGAAGAUCAACCACAUACAUAUUCAGCCAGAAUUCAAAGGAUUGUAUCUUGAUAAUUCAGUUGUAUCGAAGUAGACUCUUAUCAGCCAAGAAAAAACGUAUGACUUUUUUGACUGAUCCAAUUUUGGCAGAAACAAAAUCAGAAAUUUUAUCUAUUAACUCUACACUCCUACAUAGAUGCUGAUAGAAAAGGCCCAUAGAAAUCAUAUUUUAGUAAAUGGCUAUAAUCAUGGGUUGAAAUACAGUCAUUCUGGGACAAUUUUAAGGCCCCAAUGGAUGCCAUAAUAUAAGCGUCCGUUCAGUCGAGGGCAAUCAAUAAACUGAUUAAGUCACUUAGACUCAAUUUUUCAAAAACCAUCUCAACUCAAUUUAAAGAAUGAUUCAAUAGCAGUGGUUUGACCACACAGAUGAAGUCCUACUCAGUAUCUCAACUUGAGUUGUAGCAAAAUGAUAUCUAUUCCAGUUAAUUAAGAUAGGUAAAAUGUUACCCUAAGAAGCAUAUGUUAUCCUUUCAUAAGAUAUUUAUCCAACCAAUAUGAAAUGAUUUUUCUCGGUUAAGAUUAAGAAAUCAUGUUUGUAAAGUAGACUGUGUUUUUAUUUCA
Molecule: messenger RNA, 2277 nt
Organism: Styela clava
Lineage: Eukaryota; Metazoa; Chordata; Ascidiacea; Stolidobranchia; Styelidae
Product: ubiquinone biosynthesis O-methyltransferase-like
Biological process (GO): ubiquinone biosynthetic process
Cellular component (GO): mitochondrion
Molecular function (GO): 3-demethylubiquinol 3-O-methyltransferase activity; polyprenyldihydroxybenzoate methyltransferase activity
Source: RefSeq, a predicted model, not a curated record